Molecule: messenger RNA, 1620 nt
Organism: Cuscuta campestris
Lineage: Eukaryota; Viridiplantae; Streptophyta; Magnoliopsida; Solanales; Convolvulaceae
Source: the annotation of a GenBank genome assembly
GGAUAUCAUGUACUCCGUUUGUAUAUGCGCUAGGUAUCAAUCUUGUCCUAAAGAGUCGCACUUGGUUGCGAUCAAAAGGAUAAUGCGAUAUCUCGCGGGCACGUUGAACGUAGGUCUUUGGUAUCCCAAAGGUUCGACAUGUCAUCUUGUUGGCUAUUCCGACUCGGAUUUUGCAGGUUGCAAACUCGAUAGGAAAAGUACCAGCGGUACUUGCCACUUAUUCGGUCAUUCGUUAAUCUCGUGGUUUAGUAAGAAACAGGAAGAAUGCCAAGGUGCAAGAACGCUUCCUCGGGUCAAGAAACGGCGGCAGAAGAGAAUGAGAGGCCAUGGCGUCGUGAAGGGAGCAAGUACAUUCACAUUCAAACGGGUCUCGCCUUCAACACUGUGGCUUCAGUUGAGAGGUUCUACAACAUCUUCCUCACGAAGGAGAUCGUCUCUCCCAAGAUCGGAGGUUCGCCAUCUCUCAUUUCCUAUGUUGACGGCAAAACCGUUUUCAUUGACGGUGCCGGUUUGACUUCUUUGUUUGGCCUUCGUCGCGGUGAAAUUACCAAAAACUUGGAUGAAACAUUCCAAGAUGAGGCAAUAUGGCGACAACUCGGGUUAGAUCAUCUUGACCUCAAGUUUAGAAACUCUAGCAACCCGAGUGUCAUUAAUCUCACUUUAAUUCAACGCGUCCAACAAUACAUUUUCUCAUAUGUUUUGUUGCCCCGUGAUUCGAACCAUGGCGUCGUCAACAAGGACGAUAUUCGUUUGUUUCACGUCGUGUUGAACGAUGUCAAAUUUGAUUGGGUUCAUUUCUUUAUCGUUGCACUUAGCGAUGGCACUCGUUUUUCCCAUCUCCGUUUUGCCAUCCCCAUUAUGCAUAUCCUUGCUCAUUGCAAAAUAGACCUUACUCGGGACACUCAGGUGCCGGUCAAGAAGACGUGUUUCAUCACUGAAGCCAAGUUUUCCCUGAUCGUGUAUCGAGAGGAGGGCGAUGCUGCACCAAAUCUGGACUUGAUCGUCGCCGAAGAAGAAGCAGAAAGCCAAAACGAGAAUCAAGCUGAGUCAUCUCAAGCCGGAGGUAGUCGAGCCACGGAGUGCGUCACUCGUCAACGGAGGACUCGUCCGAGAGAAGAAGCACCGGAACCAUCUUGGGUGAAGAAGAUCUUCGAUGCUCUCACGUGCAUCCGAGAUGACGUUCGCCAGCUCAACGAGAGGAUGACUCGUCUUGAGCAAUCUCGCUCCUACCGUGCCCCGCGACACAGCUUCAGCGGAGGAGCUCGUCCGGCGAACUCUCUUUGAUUAUUUUCUCUUCUAUCUUAACUUUUUAUGAUACAUUGUUAUUUGCACUUGUUGUUAUAACUCUUUUGGGGAAUGAUGUUGUUGCUAAUAUGGUUCUCUUUUAGAACAUAUUGUCCCUUUGUGGCAAUUCGUGUUAGAAGUUCUUUUGAAAACUCUUACAAAUUUUUUUUCCCGGCAUCAAUUAAGGGGGAAGGUUGUCGGUUGAUAAUGCCAAAAGCGGGAAGGAAGGAUCCUUGAGAAAACUUGUUUUUCAAAACUGUUUUUCCGCUUAUUACUCCGAUUAUUUUUUACUGCACUUCUCUAACCUUGCAGGGGGAAUCAAUUAAGGGAAGUAUU